GAGUCCAAUGAAAGAAACUUCCCAAGACUGAGGAGGAACAUCACAAAAAAGUAAAGCGCGCUGCUUCAGCAUCAACUUUUGGGACUUACGUCGCUUAUAAAGGAAUACACUUCUUUAAGCUAACAUAACAUUUAUCAGCAAAUCAUUGUUUUCUAUAUUACCACGAACAGCGGAUUGGUUUGGUAGGCAGCCGGACACUUUUGAUGGACAAAAGUGGUCACUUUGUCGGGGAAGGACCUCUGGUUAACUGGUUUAUUUUAGCUUUAUAAUGAAGCAAAGUCAGUUAAUUCUGUUAUUUAUUCAUUCGGCGACCAUGAGUUAGUGUUUUGGCCGGUGAAUGGUUGAUUUUAUGUAGUUUUUUGGUGAAUACGCAUAAACUGAAGUUCUCUUGGACUUUCAUGAAUAGAUCAUUUGGUCAGUAAGUGUGCUGAAUUUGUAAAGGAUGGCCGGCGUGGUGCGCACCCUCAGCCGGUGUCUGCUGCCCGCUGAAGCCGCGCAUGAUGACAGGAGUAACGGGAAAGAACGAGCCCGCGAGCGCGACCUCAACCAGGAGCGCGAGGCGAAGCGGCGCAGUCGAGAGAUCGAUGCGAUGCUCGCGCGAGAGAGGCGCGCGGUGCGGCGUCUUGUGAAGAUUCUACUGCUGGGCGCCGGAGAGAGCGGCAAAUCCACUUUUCUCAAACAGAUGAGAAUCAUCCACGGCAAAGAGUUUGACCAGAAAGCGCUGCUCGACUUCAGGGAUACGAUCUUUGAGAAUAUCAUCAAGGGGAUGCGGGUACUCGUGGAUGCCCGAGACAAGCUUGGUGUCCGCUGGCACAACUCAGAGAACGAGAAGCAUGGCAUGUUUGUCAUGUCCUUUGAGAACAAAGCAGGCAUGCCCGUCGAACCCUGCACCUUUCAGCUGUAUGUACCGGCCCUGCAGGCACUGUGGAGCGAUAGUGGGAUCCAGGAAGCCUAUGGGCGACGGAGCGAGUUUCAGCUGAGUGAAUCAGUUAAGUAUUUCCUGGAUAACUUGGAUCGGAUCGGACAACUGAGCUAUGUACCAAGCCGACAGGACAUCCUACUGGCCAGGAAGGCCACUAAGGGAAUUGUGGAGCAUGAUUUUGUCAUUAAAAAGAUCCCCUUUAAGAUGGUAGACGUGGGUGGACAGCGCUCUCAGAGACAGAAAUGGUUUCAGUGCUUUGACGGCAUCACCUCCAUCCUCUUUAUGGUGUCCUCGAGCGAGUUCGACCAGGUCCUGAUGGAAGACCGCCGCACCAACCGCCUGGUGGAGUCCAUGAACAUCUUUGAGACCAUAGUCAACAACAAGCUCUUUUCCAACGUCUCCAUCAUCCUCUUCCUCAACAAGAUGGACCUUCUGAUAGAGAAGGUACGCAAGGUCAGCAUUUGCAAGCACUUUUCCGACUUCCGGGGAGACCCUCACCGGGUGGAGGAUGUUCAGGCUUAUCUGGUGCAGUGCUUCAACCGCAAACGCCGCAACCGCAGCAAGCCUCUUUUUCACCACUUUACCACUGCCAUCGACACUGAAAACAUUCGCUUUGUGUUUCACGCUGUGAAGGACACAAUUCUUCAGGAGAACCUUAAAGACAUUAUGCUGCAGUGAGGGUCUGUCUCACAUUUUUACUGUUGUUUAUACCAUUUUUCAACCUAUUUGCAACCUAUUUCCUGUAGUGGGAGAGGAAACACCUACUGGACUUCAUUUUAAAUCAUCUUUGCUUGACGAAUAUACUCCGUUGUGUGAAAAGGAGAAGUAGUUUUAUGAACGACAUGGCAUUUAGACAUUUUUAAGUCAUACCGAAGGUUUAAAAGAGACCUCAGGGCAGGAUGUGAGUGUAUUACAGUUGAGAGUUUGAUCCGUUUUUGAUCAGUAUUCUCAACUCUUUGUCUCAUGGAUAAACUCAACCAAUGCACAGUAACUUUACACUGGCUUAUCACCCAAAUAACAUCCUAAAAAUAAACAGCAAACUUACACUUGAGCAUCCUGUCUGUAGUUUAAAUUCACAUCACUUCCUUGUGUGGACAGGUUAUUUUUAAACAGUCUAGCGUUUCAAUCACAUGUUGCGGCAUACACAGUUUUGCAGAAUUCUCAUUACCAAUAAGCAGGGUUUUUUGUACAUAGUGAUAAGUGCCUUCUUUACGUAAUUGUCCACUGUUUUGAACUGUACAUGUGUCUCUUCAAGUUAAGCUACAAGCUUUGAAAUAUAUAAAGUAGGGUCAAAUCACUGGUUAUGCCUAACACCACUAACUUUAGAUGUAUAAAGCAGUAAUGGUGUUCAUUAAAUGUCAUUAUUGCAUAUCUGUUCUUUGUUUUUGAGUGUUCAGAUGAUGUAAAGAUUCUGACAAUCUAUAACAAGGCUUUUGUAAUGUAUAUAAACUGUGUGCCGUCUAACCUUUAAACAGAGAUUAUGGAACUGAUCUGUUAUAUUAUCAGUGGAUAUGAAGAUCUUAGUUUCUACUUAAUUUCAGCUGGUCACCGGAUCUUUAUGAAUGACAGCUGUGGGAUUUUGGUCUUAGCUGAUGUUUCUGCACAAGGUCACAGGUUGAAAUCCUGGACGAGCCCCCACUUUGUUGCGCCACUACUCCAUGAAUGAGGCAUGAAAUGACUUCCCAGUAACGUCUGCCAAUGCUGAUGAAUGUUCCUUGUGGGUGAUGGCACAAAAACCAUCACAGAUGGUAUAAAUUUAAGUGCGUGUGUAAAACUUGUAGGAAGGUUUGAGAUACGUCCUCAUAUUUGGGUCAGGAGGUGGUUGCGCUACGUUUUCUCGAGUACAUGCUCCUUUAUGUUUACUGUAAUGAACACUGUUAGCUCUUUAAUUUUAUUGCAAUGUUUUUCUAUGCCCUAAAGAUAUUUCUGGUUUUCCUCAUAAUCAUGCUCCAUGUUGGCAGGAAAGACAUCUGACACACCCUAAACCAUUGUCCCUAAAAGAUCUUCCCCCUUUGCUCGCAUUUACUGGAAGAUCUCUGGCGCUCGUGCAGAUAAAGCACCAGAUGAUUUCUUUAUUUCAAGCUUGAUUGUUUUCUUCUCCUUUUGGAUCAUUUGGAAGUUAAAUAAAGGAUAAUAAUACAAGCCCAGUGCUCAAAUAUUAAGGCUAUUAAGCAAUAAAGAUAUACACGUUGUGAGUGUAAUUAUGAUGAAUAUGGUAAGCAAAAAAUACAGAAUAAUAAUGUGAAAAACAAUUAGUAGUCUCAUUAUUUACUUAAAGUAUAAAUGUCACAAUUGCUGUUCUGGAAUUUGUUUCUGUUCUAGACGGAGGCGAGACGAUAAGCAACAAGUGAUGAGAGUCACUUUCUUCCAUCUUAAUCUAUGUUUGUCCUCUAACCAGCAGCAAUCGCGACAAGCAACAGGAUGUUUUGUUGAUAACUUGGUUUCUGUUUUUUUUUUUGCUGUGUCGCACUGUGUAGCCCCGCCUACUGUGUUAUCUAAUUGGUACAAAAACACACAGCUUAAAUUAUAUCAUGUCAUGUAAAAUUUUGUUUUAAAUUUUGUUUCCCAACCUUCUUUGCUCACACAGAAACCUGGUUAGGACACAUUAUUAGGAUCUCAUGACUGUCACUGUUAUAUAGGAUGUCUGUUUGCAGUAUUUUAUACUGUAGGUUUUUCGUGGUUUUCUUCCCUAAUGUUUUACAUAUCCAUUGAUUGUAAAAAGUGUGAAUUUCCAGAUUAACUGCAUUAUGUGUGUUUUGUAUAUAAGAACUGUAUAAAUACAAUAAAAAUGUUAAUGUUGAGCUAUAA
This is a messenger RNA of Misgurnus anguillicaudatus (oriental weatherfish), 3730 nucleotides long. RefSeq names its product guanine nucleotide binding protein (G protein) alpha 12a (gene gna12a). Gene Ontology annotation, molecular function: GTPase activity; D5 dopamine receptor binding; guanyl nucleotide binding. The record is from RefSeq and is a predicted model, not a curated record. Gene Ontology annotation, cellular component: brush border membrane; cytoplasm; heterotrimeric G-protein complex. Gene Ontology annotation, biological process: Rho protein signal transduction; adenylate cyclase-modulating G protein-coupled receptor signaling pathway. Lineage: Eukaryota; Metazoa; Chordata; Actinopteri; Cypriniformes; Cobitidae.